AUGGCCGGGCUCCCGGGGCCUUUCUUCUGCCGGGCCCUGCUGGGCUUCGUGUGCCUGAGUGGGCGAGCCGUGGAGGUGAAAGUUCCCGCCGAGCCGCUGAGCAUGCCGGUGGGCAAGACUGCAGAGCUGAGCUGCAGCUACAGCACGUCGGUGGGAGACAGCUUCGCCCUGGAGUGGAGCUUCGUGCAGCCUGGGAAGCCCAUCGCUGAGUCGCAGCCCAUCCUGUACUACACCAACGGCCACCUGUAUCCAACUGGCUCUAAGGCAAAGCGGGCCAGCCUGCUUCAGAAUCCCCCCACAAGAGGGGUGGCCACCCUGAAACUGACUGAUGUUCACCCCACGGAUACUGGAACCUACCUCUGCCAUGUUAACAACCCACCAGAUUUCUACACCAAUGGGCUGGGGCUAAUCAACUUUACUGUGCUUGUACCCCCCAGUACCCCUUUAUGUAGUCAGAGUGGGCAAACCACUGUGAGAGGCUCUGCUGCACUGAGGUGCAGCUCUUCCGAGGGAGCUCCCAAGCCAGUGUACAACUGGGUGCGCCUCGGAUCUUCUCCUACACCUUCUCCUGGCAGCAUGGUUCAAGAUGAGGUGUCUGGCCAGCUCAUUCUCACCAAUCUUUCCCUGACCUCCUCGGGCACCUACCGUUGUGUGGCCACCAACCAGAUGGGCAGUGCAUCCUGUGAGCUGACCCUCUCUGUGACCGACCCUUCCAAAGGCCGAGUGGCCGGAGCUCUGAUUGGGGUGCUCCUCGGUGUGCUAUUGCUGUUGAUUGCUGCAUUCUGCCUGAUCAGGUUCCAGAAAGAGAGGAGGAAAAAGCCCAAGGAGACAUAUGGGGGUAGUGACCUUCGGGAGGAUGCCAUCGCUCCUGGGAUUUCUGAGCAAACUUCAGUGAGGGCCGAUUCUAGCGAUGGGCUCCUGGAGAGGCCCCUGUCUGCCAGCACUGUGACGACCACCAAGUCCAAGCUCCCUAUGAUUGUCUGA
Messenger RNA from Cynocephalus volans (Philippine flying lemur), 984 nucleotides. RefSeq names its product V-set and immunoglobulin domain containing 2 (gene VSIG2). Lineage: Eukaryota; Metazoa; Chordata; Mammalia; Dermoptera; Cynocephalidae. The record is from RefSeq and is a predicted model, not a curated record. The coding region runs from base 1 to 984 and encodes 327 amino acids. The transcript has 7 exons.